CGCCACCAUCCAUCACCAUUCACGAGCAGCGCAGAGCACCCAGCAAGGAAGCCUCCCGUCCCCUCUCUCUCUACGUCUCCAGGCGCGCGCUCUCUCUUUCUCGGCCUCUCCUCCUCCCGCCGCCGCCGCACCGUGCCUGAGAUUUGGUCCGAGGAGGAGGAGGAGGAGCAGGCGGCGGCGGCGGCUGCGCUGGUCGUUUCUUGGUGGGGGUGGAGGGAGCGCGGGCUUGCUGGCCAUGGUCGACGGGCCCGGGGAUGGAUUGAGGCGCGGGGGGAGGGGAGGCCUGCUCCCUCUUCUUCAGUGACCGAGCGGCCAUGGCGGCGGGCUGGGCUUGGCACAGGAUCAGCUAAUCUGAACAGUCGUUGGUUGCUCUCGGGACGAAUAUUGGUCAUUGGGUGGUGGCAUAUUCUCUGAUGACUUCUCAUGUCUGGUGAUCAUCGAAAGCAAACACAUUCAGUUGGACUUUCCACUGGAAAUCAUUUCCUGUGACAAGCCAUUGCUAGUUUUAGGGCAAAUCUCCUUUGGCGGUGAACAUUUCAGACAGUGACUGUUCUGUAGUUCUUCUGGAAUCUCCCUUGGCACUGAACAUUUCAGACAGUGACUGUUCUGCAGUUCUUCUGGAAUCUCCCUUGGCACUGAACAUUUCAGACAGCGACUGUUCUGUAGUUCUCUGGGCAAAUCUCCUUUGGCGAAACCUACCAGUAGUUCGGGGCAAAUCUCCUUUUGGCAAAACCUACCUAUAGUUCGGCAAAUCUCCUUUGGCAAAUCUACCUAGUUCUUCUGAUCUCCUUCCUUACAUUUUCUUUUGCUUCCAACUAGCUUUAGCUAUAGAUUGCUAUCUUGGCACAUCUCUGCCGGCAACUAGGCUGGGCAAAUCUCCUUUGGCACCAAAUCUUACUGUUUCUUAUUUGCUAUCUGGGCAAAUCUCCUUUGGCGGUUACUGUUACUUUAUCAGGGAUCCUUUGGCAUUAGCACUCAAGUGUGCUGACCUUACACUUGCUGUUCAGAGACGGUUCUUUAGUUUAUUACAUCAUCACAGAACACAGCUUGUUACAAAAAGGGCUUGGAGAGAUGGAUCUGUUUGUAAUUGAUUCAGACAGUGAGUCAUACAGUGGAACGAGUGACAGUGAGGACCAAGAAUGUGAAUUUACAGACCAUGCACAGAGCAUCUUAUCAAGCUUGGACGAGAGCAUCGGCAAGAUUGAUGAUUUCCUUACUUUUGAAAGAGGGUUUCUUCAUGGGGACAUAGUCUGCCCUGUGUCUGACCCCUCAGGUCAGUUGGGCCGCGUUGUUGGGGUUGAAAUGUUUGUGGACUUGGAGACAUACUCUGGUGAUAUAAUAGAAGAUGUCAACAGCAAGCAGCUUUCAAGAGUGAGAUCCUUUGUCUCUGGUGACUGCGUGGUUAUGGGACCAUGGAUGGGGCGGGUGAUCAGGGCAUUUGACCUGGUCACUGUUGUGUUCAGUGAUGGGGCAAAGUGUGAAAUGCUGUUAAGGGACUCUGAGGUACUGAAGCCCAUACCUCCAUUCAUCUUUGAAGAUGCACCUUAUUUUUACUAUCCAAGUCAACGCGUGAGGAUUGUCCAUCCCUCCGUGUCCAAGUCAGGAACAUGGUUGUCUGGAUCAUGGAGGGCCAGUCGAGAUGAAGGUGUUGUGUCUCAUGUUGAUGUGGGGCUGGUGCAUGUGAACUGGAUAACCUCCGUGGCAAAUGUUUGGGGUGAUCGAUCAUCGAGUCCUCCAAACUUUCAGGACCCAAAGAACCUCACUUUGCUGUCAUGCUUCCCUUAUGCUAACUGGCAGUUGGGUGAUUGGUGCACUCUCUCUGCUGGUCAUGAUGGAAGUCUCCCAAGUGAAGACCGUAAGUGUUCUCGAUAUUCUCAAACUUAUGUUGUUGCCAAGACAAAGAGCACUUUUGACGUUCUAUGGCAAAAUGGAAGCAUAUCUCUUGGGCUAGAACCUUAUAUCUUGGCUCCUGUUAGCACCCCCGGUGAUCAUGAUUUUUGGCCAGGGCAAUUUGUCCUGGAGAAAUUGGCAGUAGAGGAGGCUGCUGAACGUCAGCGGAUUGGGAUAGUGAGAAAUGUGGAUGCACUUGAGCGGACUGUAAAUGUAAAAUGGAUUGUUCCAGUGGAUGAUGACAUUGUCAGAUAUGGAAGUGACCCCACUGAGGAGACAGUGAGUGCUUAUGAGCUAGUAGAGCACCCAGAUUUCUCCUUUUGCACUGGGGAAGUCGUUAUCAGAUCAGCUCUGAACAUCGACAAGUCUGAAGCAGAUCUCACCAAUGGAACCAUGACAGUUAGCAGGAAAAGUUUAGAUACCUCCUCCGGCUUCUUGUCAUGCAUUGGCAAUGUUCUUGGGUAUAAGGAUGAUGGAAUUGAAGUGCAAUGGGCUAGUGGUGUGAUAUCCAAGGCGCAGCAUUUUGAAAUAAUUGGAUUAGAAAGACUUCUAGAUAAUUCACUAGAAUCUGUCAAUGAGGUGCAUACUUCUGUCGACGACGAGGCUGAGCAGGAAACAAUCCACCAUGAGAGUACUAAGAAUGCCCUGGAAGAGUCUGGUGAAGACUGCACUGGUUCAUUGCGCAAUGCUUUCUACUUCUCCAAAACAGCUUUUGAUUUUCUGACAAAUGUGGCUUCUAGUUUCUUUGGUGCUCAUGAUUCUACAUCAUCUAGCUCAAUUACUGCAGAUCCUCAGUAUCAAAUUGUGAAGUCAGCAGAUCUACAUUCAUCUGCAGAAGAAUUUUCCGUUGUGGAGUUGGUGAUGCAGACCGAGAAGCCACAGUUACCUUCAGAAAAUGACGUAAAAAUAUUUGAUGUUGUGGUGGACUGUUCUGAUCAUCAUUUUGUGAAGGAACGUGGCCACGAAAAUGUUAAAAGAGGUUGGCUGAAGAAGAUACAACAGGAAUGGACAAUCUUACAAAAUGAUUUACCAGAUGACAUCCAUGUUAGAGUUUAUGAGGAAAGGAUGGACCUUCUGAGGGCUUGCAUUGUUGGGGCAGCUGGAACGCCUUAUCAUGAUAAUUUAUUUUUCUUUGAUAUUUUCUUCCCACCGGAUUAUCCUCAUGAACCACCUUCCGUUCACUAUCACUCCGGAGGCCUCCGCCUCAACCCAAACUUGUACGAAACCGGCAAAGUAUGUCUAAGCCUUCUCAAGACAUGGGCAGGGACUGGUAAUGAGGUGUGGAAUCCGGAGGGCUCGACUGUUCUUCAACUGCUGCUAUCCCUUCAGGCUCUUGUUCUCAACGAGAAGCCUUACUUCAAUGAGGCGGGCUACGACAAAUUUGUGGGGAAAGCUGACGGGGAGAAGAACUCCAUCACGUACAACGAGAAUGCUUUCUUGCUGUCUUGCAAGUCCAUGAUGUACAUUUUGCACAAACCACCAAAGCAUUUUGAAAAGUUCGUCAAGGAGCACUUCACUUGCCGCGCGCCGCACAUCCUGGAAGCCUGCAACGCAUACCUCGGCGGUGAUCUCAUUGGUCAUGCUCGCGACAGCACGUACAUAUCAGAUGAUGGCUGCAAAGGCUGCUCGACCGGAUUCAAGAUCAUGCUCGGCAAGCUACUGCCGAAGCUCGUCGCCGCCUUCUGCGAAGCUGGGAUCGCCUGUGGCCAGUGACUUCAGAGCGGGCACACCUCCUGCAUGGCGAUGGCGGUGACGGCACGCCCACUGCGACACCGGUAUUGUAUAGGUUUUGCAAUAAAAAUGCUGCCUGGCACAUGAUCCUUAUGUUGUGUAAUGGCAUCUUGUAAGAUGGGAAAACUUGUGCAUGAUUGACGCGAUGAACUGAAAGGGUGCCCGAUGAGAGACAGAAGCAGCUGGUGUGUAGUUUGGUUUGUGAAAUUGUGCCGCUGUAGAGUGUGAUGGAAGUAUGUAAAUUUGUGUGUGGGUGUUGAGAAAGUAAGUACCCUGUCUGUAUAGUUGGCAGAGGAGCUAUCUGAUGUGCCUGCAAUAAUACCACAGUGUGAAACACACAUAUUGCUAAAUUACUACUACUUGUACUUUA
Molecule: messenger RNA, 3991 nt
Organism: Aegilops tauschii subsp. strangulata
Lineage: Eukaryota; Viridiplantae; Streptophyta; Magnoliopsida; Poales; Poaceae
Product: probable ubiquitin-conjugating enzyme E2 24
Molecular function (GO): ubiquitin conjugating enzyme activity
Source: RefSeq, a predicted model, not a curated record